Molecule: messenger RNA, 1416 nt
Organism: Chrysemys picta bellii (western painted turtle)
Lineage: Eukaryota; Metazoa; Chordata; Testudines; Emydidae
Source: RefSeq, a predicted model, not a curated record
GCCCUCCCACGCCUGUGGCCCGUUCCGGGGUGAGCCGACCAUGUGGAGCACCCUCUGGGAGGCCAUCGAUACCCUGCCCCAUGUGGCCAGGGAGUUCCUGCAGUUUGUGGGAUCGCUGGCCUUCGCCGUGCCACUCUUCCUGCUGCUGUGCAUCCUCAUGUUUUACCUGAUGGCCCUGGCUCAUUCCUACAGCUCCCUGGUGAAGGAACUCAAAGGGCAGCUGCGGCUGGAGGGGCGGGAUAAGGUCUUCUUAGUGACUCAGAUCACGGAGCUCAGCUAAGGAGAGAGCUGCAAGAAAACGCCAGUCUCAUUGAUUUGAGGAUGACUCUUGACCCUGCCUUGUCGGACCCGUCCCGCCCCUGCCAUUUGCCUGUGUGCCAAACCCAGCCCCUGCUGGAAGAAAACUACAAUAACCUCCAAAGAACCCAGAGCUCAUUCAUGGACUGUGUGUAAGAAUCACACACCCGGCGCUGAGCUGCGGCCCCUCUGGAGUGGGGUGUGGGGGCUGGGUAUAUGGGGACCCCUCGCCCGGUACAGACACACGGCCUCUCUGGGAUGGGGCGCAGGGGCUGUUUAUACAGAGACCUCUCACCUGGCACUGAGACAUGGCCCCUCUGGAGUGGGGUGUGGGGUUUGGUUAUACAGGGACCCCUCACCUAGCAGCUGCUCUUUACUGACAUCCAGUGACGCUGUUCAGUUUAGGACAGGAAGUGAAGCAAAACCCUGUGUGUGACUGACAUCCCAGGGGGCUUUGCAGGAGGAGAAGGUGGAAUUGCUUGUGUCUGAAAUGGGCUGGGCUGCUGGCCUUCAGGCCCCAAUUCUCACACUCUCCGUCCUGCCCCGGGCUAGCCCCACGGCCUCCGAACGGAGCACACAGCGGGUGAACCCCUCGUUACUGGCUGGCAGCAGAACUCCAUUGUCGCACUCCAGGGCAGCUGCAUUUGUAUUCCCUGUCUACCGGUCCCCGGCUGUCACCCCUCUUGGGCAGAGACCCGCGUCUCUCUCCCCUCCCUGAGUGGGGUUUUCCAGGCUGGCCACCUCCCUGCCUAGGCUCUGAUUUCACCGCGCACACGAACCUGCAAAGCGAGAUUCCCAUCAACAAUAAUCACCAUUUACAGCUCGGCCAAGUCAGGGGCAACCCUGCUUGACAACGUAACAGCGUUUGAUUUAAGGCUCUUUCCUCGGUGUAUUUUGAGAUGCGAUGCUGACAAUUGAACGGCUUUUAAAAGCUGUGACUUUUUGAGUCUCUAACACCUGCUGUUGAUAAAUCAUUGUCUGACUCCCCCCCUCCCCCUGUUCUCUGAAUCUCCUGUGAUUUUCUGCAACUGGGAAAAUGUUAAAUCUGAAAAAAAAAUCUUAAAAAUAAAAUGCUAGUUUUGGUUUGAAAUUAUAAAAUAAAAAUUGAAUUCUGCCAGG